Messenger RNA from Toxotes jaculatrix (banded archerfish), 4921 nucleotides. RefSeq names its product v-myb avian myeloblastosis viral oncogene homolog-like 1 (gene mybl1). Gene Ontology annotation, molecular function: DNA-binding transcription factor activity, RNA polymerase II-specific; RNA polymerase II cis-regulatory region sequence-specific DNA binding. Gene Ontology annotation, biological process: regulation of DNA-templated transcription. The transcript is spliced from 15 exons. NCBI's taxonomy places the organism in Eukaryota, Metazoa, Chordata, Actinopteri, Toxotidae. The coding region runs from base 1 to 2214 and encodes 737 amino acids. The record is from RefSeq and is a predicted model, not a curated record. Gene Ontology annotation, cellular component: nucleus.
AUGGACAACGUGAAAUCGCGCAGCAAUGAUGAGGAUGAAGAGCUGCACUCUACAGACCCAGAGAGUAAAGAGAAGAGCAAGGACAAAAAGACACUGUGCAAAGUAAAGUGGUCCCGCGAUGAGGACGAAAAGCUGAAAAGACUUGUCGAGCAGUAUGGAACUGAGUCCUGGAAAUUAAUAGCCAACUUUUUUCCAGGGAGGACAGAUGGCCAGUGUCAGCACCGCUGGCAGAAGGUGCUCAACCCAGAGCUGGUGAAAGGACCUUGGACAAAAGAGGAGGAUCAAAAGGUUAUUGACCUGGUACACAAGUAUGGCCCCAAGCGCUGGUCAGUGAUCGCAAAGCACCUCCAGGGGAGGAUUGGAAAGCAGUGUCGUGAACGGUGGCACAAUCACCUCAACCCAGAGGUGAAAAAGUCCUCAUGGACUCAGGAAGAGGAUCGAAUCAUUUACGAAGCCCACAAACGUCUGGGCAACCGCUGGGCAGAGAUCUCCAAGCUCCUUCCUGGGCGGACGGACAACUCCAUCAAGAACCACUGGAACUCCACCAUGAGGAGGAAGGUGGAGCAUGAGGGCUACCUGCAAGAAGACUGCAAGACUUUGACUUCCUCUCAUACUGGAGCGAAGAGACGCCACCACAGGCUGUGUCCCCCAGCUCCAGCAGAGCCCCAGAACUGUGAUCACAGUCCUCUGUCGAUACCUGGACCCAAUCAGAUGGGAGGAUAUUCAUAUGAUCCUCACACUGGACACAUGAUGGACAGUCUUCCCGAAAAUUCAGGCUUCAUACCGAGCUUGGAGCAAUACUCAGCCUGGUCAGAAAGUGUGUCAGAUGACGCAUUAACCACAAGUAGCAGCAGCCUGGAGGAGCAGUCAGAGAGAACGCCCUGGAAGGGCCCUGAAAUUCCCCCGGGUCCUCCAGCACAGCUUCCUGUCUCUCCCAGCAAAUUCCUGGCUGUGGAGGCCAGCACUGUGCUCUCCACCCUGCAGACUAUACCAGAGUUUGCAGAAACCAUGGAGCUCAUUGACUCUAUGUGUUUUGCUCUGCAGGACCCUGUUGCAUGGAGCGACGUGGCCAGUUUCGACCUGUCAGAAACGGCGACACCACCCAGGCACAAUCAGGCAGGCUUCACCAGUCUGCUACAAGAGAGGACGAUUGAUAAUUCAAUGGGCUACACAGUCAACACUUCGACAGCCAUUUCAGGCCGAGACAAGAGCUGUGCUCCAUUUGGUCUGGGCAGUGUCACCUCCCUGACUCCCAUCAGUUCUUCCAAACCCUCCCAGGCAUCCCACGGGAGGAAGAGGAGAAGAGAAAGGGAGGAAUCGUCUCCGUUGUGCGACAGGACCUGCUCCUCCUUCAUGGAAAAUAUCUCAAAUUCUCCCAAGAAAACGCCCACAAAGUCACUGCCAUUUACCCCAUCACGAAUCUGCAAUAUAUCAGGGGCGGAGCAUCUGAAUCUGGAUAACCCUGCCCUCACCUCAACUCCCGUGUGUGGCCAAAGGUGUCUCCUCUACACGCCGCUCCACAAAGAAACCACACCUAAGCACCAGAAAGAGAAUGAUGGUCCGCGGACCCCCAAAUUUCGUAAAACUGUAAUGAUUCCAACCCCGAGGACGCCGACUCCUUUCAAAAAUGCUUUGGCUGCCCAGGAGAAAAUGCACGGGCCCCUGAAAAUGGAGCCGCAGCCUUUGGCUUUUCUAGAAGAGGACAUUCGAGAAGUUCUGAAGCAGGAGACUGGAUCAGACAUCUUCAACAAAGCAGACAUUCAGCCAGACUACAGAACAUGGAAAUAUAAUAUGGAUGGUCCAGCUAGGAAAGUGCGCAAGUCCCUUGUGCUAGACCCUUGGGAGGAAGACUGCCUCAACACCCCUCUCUUCCAAGAACAACUCAACAAUGCACAAGUGCCAGACGAAAGUCUGCUGACCGGCUCCUCUCUGAUAACCCCGAUCCCCGAACAAGAGGAGUGCAGCCGCCCUUUGACUAAUGGUAGGGAGGAGCCCUCGCUGGUCCCUGUACAUCCCCAUCGCUUCACUAGCCCGAGGGUGAAGAAGCUCCCCAUUUCCCACAAAGCAACAAAACACGCAACUGUACAGGUGAGUGAUUGGGAAGCAGUGGUUUAUGGGAAGACAGCAGACCAGCUGAUUAUGACAGAGCAGGCCCGCCAGUAUCUGAACCCUUACCCGUCGUCUGGCUCUACCUCAAGGGCCCUUGUGCUUUAAAGCCCCCCCCCCCCACCUGACAGGCAACACUACUCCGCCCAUCCAACAACUAAAACCUCCACUGAAUCCUGUAAGAGACAAUCCAGUGAAGACAAAUUAUUUUAUUUUUCUUUUGACGCAGAAAUGCACUGCCAAGGACGUCCACACAAAAAAAAAAAAAACAUGGCUGCUGGGAUUGUUUUUAACACGUUUCUAGAUGACUGCCCAAGUGCUUUGUGGUGUAUAGUUUUGGCCUGUACUCCCUUUUCGAACACACACAACCUGGCUACAUGAGCAGUUUUGUACAGAUAUGAAAACGGCUAGAUUUUGUUUUCUGCACUAGUCAGUAACGUUGAAACAACCCGCACAUACAGUAGGCUGUAGAAAUAGUGUUUAUUACUAGCAGUGGCUGCUUCUGAGUUUUAUAUUGUUAAUAUAUUGUUUAAAUAACAAGAAAGACAUUUUAUGACAUAACGCUACUCACUGUGUAUCUCCUCCAGCUUGUUUUGCUAAACUGCCCCAUUGCUGUUAUCACAUAAAAACCACGUACGAGCUGCAUUUGUAGCUUUUUAUCGACACCCAUGUAUUUUUAAAAUCACACCAUGGGUUUUGAACAGACACAUACAGCUUAGAAUAUAAUGUUAACCAUUGCUUUUUCAAGUAGAGUCACAAAAAUGAAGGUGCGUGGGUUUUUUGUUUUUUGUUUUUGGAACAGCAGUGUUACAUUGCUGAAUGCUUAUCCAUGUUGAUGUGAAGUUUUUCGAGGAUGGAAAUAGGACGCUGUCAGUAUUGCACUACUGAGUUGAUUUUGCUGCUGAGAAAGGAGCAGUGUUUUUAAGGGCAAACUGGAUAGCACUUGUGAUGGUAUCUUUUUUUUUUUUUUUUUUUUUAACAACACAAUGUUUCCUUUCCAAGGCCAUAGUGUCCGUCGAGACAUCGGUUGAAUGUAUUUCAUUGCAAUGUACAUGCGUAAGAACCUCAAGAACGGAAGGGUACCUUUAUGUUUAUUUCUGUUUGUUUUAUUUAUUAUCUGACAGCUCUAAAGCUUAGAUAUUAAUAUAAAUCGGAUACCAUGAGUUUGUUUUUUUUUUUAAAGAAGUUUAACUUUGCUGACAAAACAGCCUAAAAACCCUCACUUGCUCUAUAAAAAAAACCACAAAAAAAACAGUUCUCUCUAUAAUACGAAAAUGAAUGGUCACCAUUACUUUGGUCAGACGUUUCAGUGUGUCACUGCCGGUGCUGACCAGUUUUCAUAUCAUCAGUGUUCUACAACAAGCAUUUGGUCGAGAAGGAUUUACUUUUUAUGUGAAGGCUGUAGGUUUUAUUUAUUUAAUGUCUACUAAUUUAUUUAUUUCUAAAAAAAAACAAAAAAAAAAACUUUUAAGAGAAAUUAUUGAAAAAUUUUAUUGUCUUCUUCAAAAUCAGGAUUGGGCUACCAUUCAGUUUCAUGACUCCAAGUUAGAAGAACAUGCACUGCCACUAAUUUCAUGUUGAUUUCUUUUCCUGAACAGGCAAGAUCUAGAAAGUAAUCAUUGUGUAGUUGAAUCUGUCAUCUUGUAACAUAUAGAUAGGACAUUUUUCUUCCUUUGAUUCGAAUGUGCUCUUCACUAUUAGGUAGCAGGACUCCAUCUCCGACCUCUAAUCAUAGACAAAUUGCACUUUUUACUCAUCAUUUUAAAUGUUUGUUUGUUCAUUCUGAUGAUGUAGCUCUCGUCCUUUUUUAUUUUUUUGUGUGUGUGUGUGUAUGUAUGUGUGUGCGUUAAAUGGAUGUCUCACCAUUUUAUAACGAAUGCUGACAUUAAGAUCAUGCUGCUUGACUUUAACACGUUCUGUUUCUCCUGUUCUGCUGCAGAGAUGGCACCAAGUGUGUUUAAAUACACUACAUAAAAGGCUUGCUUAAAAUAUUUUUAGACAGAUGGCUGUGGGCAAAAAAGAUCCAACACAGACCAUCCUAUUACAGCGAAAUCUAAAUUUGAUCACUGCAGCAGCUAGUGUGUAAACAACCGUACCGUACCCUUGAGCAAGACCCAAAAAUCCCUGCCUGCUCGCUCAUUAUGAACUUUCGUGUAAAUACACAUGAAUUUGGGUGUUAUUCUGAAGAACUGUACAACUGCGCUGUGCUUCCAAAGUUAACAGACUGUUUCAUUUCAUUUUUAACCAUCCUGAAACAAACUUUCUAUAAUCCAGUUAAGUAACACUACAGCUAUAAAUGGUAUUCUUUGUAUCGAUGGAUCCAGUAUUAGUUAUAAUCUGGAUUAUCCUGCGUUAAGCAUUUGAGUGAGAAUAAGAAGGGAAUCUUGUCAGGGAGAUCAAGUGGAAAGAUCAGGAGUUUACAGUACACAACUCUAAAACAAAACGUCCACAUGAGACAUUUGUAUUUUAAUCUGGUUGUCCAAGAUGUGUCUAAUCUGUAUAUAUUUGUGUUACAUGUCCUGUUUGUUGGUUUGACUUGUGUUUGUACAUUCCAUUUGUUGAGUCCAAGUUAAUAUGUUUGUACGUAAACAACACUUGGCCAUGUAACAUCAUAGGUUUUGAGGGAAUUAAGUACAUAGACAGGAUAGUAGCGUCUGUCAUAUACUACUGUAGUUAUGCAUGAGCAAUACACAAGAUGCUGGACUUUGCUUUCAUUUACAAGGUGAAUCACAGAUGUAACACUCGCGCUAUAUUUUGUAGAAUUUUACAGUUGAAAUCAUAACCAAGGUACCAUAGAAAUCCUGCCAACUGUCUU